UGUUGUCCCUUCUUGCUAUGCGGGCUGCAGCUUGUCCUUCUUUACUCCACCAGCAGUCAUCGCUGAUGUACGUGCGGUGCUCUCGCUGCUGCUGUGGUGUCUGUGUGUGGAGAUGAAGCUGCGCAGGGUGCUGCUCGCUGCCGGUAUGAACUGCAGCAGGAUAUAUUAUCCUCCAUUGCGUGGGAACGUUUAUCUGAAGCGCCUUUUCAGUUCUGUCCUCUCCCCUUCCUCUGGGACGAGUGGGACCCGAACCGCCGUCCCUUCGACUGCUAAGACAGCCCUCUGCCCACUGAAGUACUCUGUGCCACAUGGGAAUGGAGCUCUGGGCUCGUGCAGCAGGACUUUCAGCAGUGUCGGUCCAGACGCGGUCUGCGGGUCAAGAUGUCAACCUCGAAGAUGUCAACAGGCUGCUGCAGUUAGAAAGGAGAGCCUGCUCCAACCAAGUGCACCGUGGCCAGGGUCCUUUAUCCGUUCCAGAGUGACGGAAGUCUCCAGUGGUUCUCCCGUUUUUGUAGUGAUGCAUUUUGACCAAGAGGGAAAUGUGACAUCAUUCGAGAAGAAGAAAACCGAGCUUUUCCAGGAGCUAAGUCUUCAGGCCAGAGACCUUCGCUUCCAGCACAGCACCAGCCUAAUAGCUAGAAAAAACUGCAUUAUCCUACGGAUGGAGUCUUUGAAAGCCAUCGUGACCCCGCACUCCCUGUUGGUGUUGGACUUCCGUGGUUUGGGAUUGGAACAGUGGUUGGUACUGGAACUGGCCCCCCAGCUAGCAUCACAGUCGCACUCUCUGCCCUUUGAGUUCAGAGCGCUGGAGGCCAUCCUGCAGCACAAGGUAAACACUCUACGAGCUCGGCUAAAUGCUGUCGAACCAGUAAUGUUGGACACGUUGGAAUCCCUGGUGGAUCCCAAAAUCCUUUCUGCUGAUCGAAGUAAACUACAUGUACUGCUGCAGAACAGCAAGAGUUUAUCAGAGUUGGAGACCGACAUUAAAGUCUUUAAGGAGACCCUGCUGAAGAUUUUGGAUGAGGACGAGAUCAUUGAAGAACUCUGUCUCACCAAGUGGACAGACCCAAGAGUUUUUGAGGAGAGCAGCUUGGGUAUUGACCAUGCUGAGGAGAUGGAACUGUUAUUGGAUAAUUAUUAUAUGCAGGCUGAGGAGCUGGGGAACAAGACCCGAGAGCUGAAAGGGCUGAUAGAUGACUCUGAGAGUGUCAUCUUUAUCAAUCUGGACAGCCAUCGUAACGUGAUGAUGCGCCUGAGUCUGCAACUGUCGAUGGGCUCCUUCUCCCUUUCCUUAUUCGGUCUCAUCGGGGUGGCCUUUGGGAUGAAUUUGGAAUCGUCCUUUGAAGAAGACACUCGCAUUUUCUGGCUGGUAACCGGCUUCAUGUUCUUGGGCAGCGGGAUGAUAUGGAGACGACUGCUGUCAUUUCUAGGACGACAUCUGGAGCCUUCAGUGCCCCCUCUUGUAAUUCACACACACACAUGCACACUCACGCCAGAUGAAAGUGUGAUUGAAGAUCAAGUCUUGCGUGUAAUUUCUCCCAUUUGUGAUACAGAUCACUCAAGUUUGGAAGAGAAAUCUGAAAUCAUCAGACAUGAAGACGGGGGUCAGAUGAUGGUCCACCUCCAGUCUGUGAAAUGCAUCAGACCUCCAGAAUGCAGCUUUAGGGAUGAAUGUUUUAUCCAUAUUUAUGCAACGGCCUUAUUGUUGUACUCUGCCAUGUUCUUUAGCAGAGGUUGAGUCUGGGGACUCCGAUGUCUCAUGUGUGCUUUUGUGUCUCCUACGUUGCUGGUGGUUUGUUUCCAGUAUUUUAAACUUGACUCUUGAUUUAGAUGUCUUCAUAUCUCACUCUAUGGAUGGCAUUGCCUCAGUGUAUUACUUUUUCAUCUGUGGCUUUAGAGCUGGAUGCCCUUGCAGCAUUGGAACUCAACUAAUAAUAACUACCGGACAUGCAUUGGAUAAUCUCAACCUGAUGUGAGUGUCAACAUAACUGAUGAAAAGCAGUGACACAUUUUCAGGCACAAAGUCUGAGCAGCCUAAGCAAUUAUUCCUCAGUCUUUAAAAAACAUAUUGCCAGGUUUUAUCUUAUAUUGUGGCUCACUUUGUUACUGUAAGUGUUUCCAAAUGGCAUUUGAUAAAAGGGUCUGAACACCUGAGGAACCUUCAAGAGCAUGAUUAAAGUUAUUGACUUUAUCCUGUUCCUGUUUGCAUGAAAGCUAUUCAUCAAAAUGUUCAAGGUGCAUUUUACACGUUGACGCAUGAUUUCUAACCUGGGUUUCAAGAUCCCCUCAAGAUGUUGCCAAAUAAGUGCUCUUGAGAUGAUUAACAGGGCAGCAGAAAAGACAUGAAAAUGUUCCUGUCAUCUUGGUAAAACAUAUAUAUUUCCCCUUUUUGGCUAAACUGGUCAAAGCGGAUUUGAUUCAUUCUCAAGGCUCACAAGCCUAUAGUUGAAAAGCCUGGCUCAAUCCUUCCCCUUUUGACUGUUGUAGCUCUGCAUUAUAUUUAAUGUCUAGAAAAAUAAUCUUUGUUCUUGAAUUUCUUACUUUUCUUAACCACAUUGAGUCACAGUGGAUCAAACUGAGGUUUUUGGACAUGGAAAACAAGAAAAAGAGUCUUCAACGCCCAAACCAAAAGACAAAAAAAAGCAUCCUUAGCAGUUACAUCGAUGACAUUAAUGUCUAGAAGUGUCAAAAAUCACAUGUCAACAUGUGAGGUCUGACUGAUGUACUUUGCUGUCAUAACCAUUGUUCUGCACUAGAGGGAGUCAUUUCUACAGUUCAACAUUAACUUCUUUCAAGUAUAAAAGGAGUACAAAAAAUCCGUAUGGGAUACUAACGUGUUUAUUAAAUUAUAUGUAAUUAAAAGUUACACUGAAAUAAAACAAUUGAGUUUUGUUAAACAUUA
Molecule: messenger RNA, 2902 nt
Organism: Pseudoliparis swirei
Lineage: Eukaryota; Metazoa; Chordata; Actinopteri; Perciformes; Liparidae
Gene: mrs2
Product: magnesium transporter MRS2
Exons: 11
Coding region: 113-1738 (541 amino acids)
Biological process (GO): mitochondrial magnesium ion transmembrane transport
Cellular component (GO): mitochondrial inner membrane
Molecular function (GO): magnesium ion transmembrane transporter activity
Source: RefSeq, a predicted model, not a curated record